GGGAGUUCUCCUCCGCGGCAGCAGGAGCCCGGGCCCAGGCUCGCAGCUCCGCGGAGCCCGCAGGAGGAGCCGGCGCGUCCCCUCCGGAGCCGCGCACCCGGCGGGACCUGCCGCGCCCGCGGAGCCAUGGGCCGGCUCCCACGGCUGCUGCUGGGGGUCACCGCACUGGUUAUUGUCUCCUCUUCUGGAUCACAUGAAGAAAAUUCUUCUUCACCAAAUUCACCUCAGAACCUGUCCCAGAUAAAAAACAGGAUGGUGUCAUUGCAUCAGCCUUCUAAACCAGAAAUCUCUUGUAUCAUCGGCUCAAGCUGUUCAUGGGUGACGUCUACAGACAAUUUUGGAAACCCGGACUGGGUGUUAUCUUCACUUGAUGUCCUGGUGUCUCAGGAGAGGCAGCAACUGCUUCUGGAAAACAGUUCCUCCCGUGGGGAUGUUGAAGGGGACAUUUUCCUCCUGAACACCAGUAGGCUCCCAGAUAGAUGUGAGUUCAGCCUGCAUAGCCCCAUCCUGCCUGGGAGCUUGGACUCUUGCUUGCUGGAACUGGCCAUAUAUUCACAGGAUGCUGUUCCUCUCCUCCAGAGGUUCACAGUUGAAAUCAGAUAUGUGGAGACAAACAGAAGUAUAAUAAUUUCUCUGAGAGCUGGCCAUGAGGAGGAUGCCAGGAUGAAAUGGAAAUACCUGAUGGCCCAUAUUGGCCGAAUAGAAAGACCUUUUAAAAUCACCUUGCUGUAUUCAAACUGUGGAGCACAAGAGGUUGAAGUGCUGGCAGUGGGCUCCUUGCAACUCAGGAACUGCUUUCAUGAUAAAGAAAACCAAGAUCUUUCCAUAUAUGAUAAAGGCUCCACCUUCCCCUGCCUUCAUGGAGGCUGUGUCAGCCACCUACAAAUCUGUGAAUUCAUCAGUGAUUGCCCUGCCAAAGAACAGGAAGGACUGAGGUGUGACAGUCUCCCGGAGGGUUCACAUUGCUCUUUUGAAGAGGGUCCAUGUGGCUGGACACUGAAUGAAACUGCAGCAUCUCCUUGGUCUAUUCAGGGUUUUAGUGAAAUGAUUCCACAUGACUCCUUUGUAGGAUCUACCUUGCAAGCCGCUGGUGGACACUUCCUCUAUCUGCGAGCAGACAACACUCAGACGAGGGCUACAGCCAAGGCUUACAGUACCAGCCUGCCAGCCAGUAUUGCCACUGAAGACUACCAGAUCCAAUUCUCAGUGUAUGUUUUUGGCAGCUACAAUGGUACCAUCUCCUUCUCUGUCAGGGAAGAGAUAAAGGGAGCUCCAGUUACUUUGCCAAUGUGGGAAAGAGCAGGGAGCUGGAGUGACCACUGGUUUCUCAUCACCUUACCAAUGCCAGUACUUCAGAACCGGUUUCAGCUGCAACUCCUGGCAACCUGGGGCUGGAAUUCCCACGCUGACAUUGCUAUCGACAAUAUUACAUUUGGACUGGACUGCUUCACUGAGGGAAGACAACCAAAUCAUUUUGGUGGGAAGAGCCAAUACCCACGGGAGAUUAGUAUCCUGGAUGAGCAUCUUCUGAACCCCCUGGAAGAGCCCUCCCUCCCAGAAGACACAUCUAUUGUUCUCUGGUGGUUCACAACCUGUGGUGCCAGUGGUCCACAUGGGCCAACUCAAGCUCAGUGCGACAGUGCCUAUAAGAACAGCAACGUGUCGGUGACAGUGGAGAAAGAGGGCAGGCUCCGAGGAGUGCAAGUCUGGAGAGUACCAGCCACAAACCGAUACCGGAUUUCUGCCUAUGGAGCAGCCGGGGGAAAGGGAGCCAAAAACCACAAUAAGAGGUCCCACGGGGUCUUCAUUUCGGCCACCUUCCAGCUGGAGAAAGAUGAGCUGCUAUACAUCUUAGUGGGGCAGCAGGGGGAGGACGCCUGCCCUGGGAGCAAUCCUGAAACCCAGAAUAUCUGCUUAGGGGAGUCUUCUCUUAUUGAAGAAGAUUACAGAAAAAAAAAGGACCUGAAGGACUGGGCUGGAGGAGGUGGGGGUGGAGGAGGAGCAACCUACAUCUUUAGACAGAAGGAUGGGAUUUUCGAACCUUUGCUCAUCGCAGCAGGAGGAGGAGGAAAAUCCUACCUGAAGGCUCAGGACAGCUCCCUGGUUGACGUACCUCUGGAGCAAUUUGAGAACAGCACUGCAGUACCUGGAGUCAGUGGCAGGACUGGGGCAGCAGGUGGAGGUGGUGGCUGGCAAGAUGAGACUCUCCUUCCUCAGGCUGGAAAGUCACUUCUGGAAGGUGGAGAAGGGGGUCAAGCUUGUCCCCAAGCACUAGCCAAGCUCCAGUGGGACACAUCUGGUGGCUUUGGUGGGGGAGGAGGAGCUUGUACUUCUGGUGGCGGAGGCGGAGGCUACAGAGGAGGACAUGCCUCUGAUAGUGAUGAUAUCACAGCUGGUGGGCAGGAUGGCAUCUCUUUUGUGAACCCCAUUGGAGAGAUCUUCUUGCAUCCCCUGGCAGCCAUGGAAAGUCACGGUGAGGUGGAGGUCCAGAUCUAUCUUAACUGCAGCCACUGCCACUCGGACAACUGUAAGCGGGACCCUGACACGAACCUGCCGGUCUGCCAAUGUGAAAUGGGGGCUGUGCUGGCCAAUGACAAUGUCACCUGCACUGUGCCCCAGGGUCCUAUCCCAGAGGGACACCUGCCUCUCCCACUCCUCCUCGCUGUGGUGGCUGUGAUUGUGGUGCUUGGAAUGAUCCUCACUUGUGGCAGCCUAUCUAUUCUUUAUCACCUUAAGAAGCAGCAACUGGAAGGAGCCAGAGCACGACUGCAGAGCCCAGAAUAUAAACUGAGCAAAAUCCGCACAUCAGCCAUCAUGACAGAUUACAACCCCAACUACUGCUUCGCAGGGAAGGCCGCCACUCUGAGCGAGCUGAAGGAGAUCCCACGGAAGAACAUCUCUCUGCUUCGGGCGCUAGGACAUGGUGCAUUUGGGGAGGUUUAUGAGGGAACUGUGGUAGGCAUUGCAGGGGAUCCCAACCCUCUUCAAGUAGCUAUCAAGACCCUGCCAGAAGUCUGCUCUGAGCAAGAUGAGAUGGAUUUCCUGAUGGAAGCAUUGAUUAUCAGUAAGUUCAAUCACCAAAAUAUCGUGCAGUGCAUCGGUGUUAGCCUGCAGACACUGCCUCGCUUCAUUCUGCUUGAGCUCAUGGCUGGAGGAGAUAUGAAGAGCUUUCUUCGGCAGAAUCGACCCAGGGCGAAUCAACCAUCCACGCUAACAAUGCAGGACCUGCUGAACAUAGCUAGGGACAUUGCCUGUGGCUGCAAAUAUCUGGAAGAGAAUCAUUUCAUCCACAGAGAUAUAGCUGCAAGGAAUUGCCUCUUGACCUGCACUGGAGCAGGACGAAUAGCCAAGAUUGGUGACUUCGGAAUGGCCAGGGAUAUUUACAGAGCAAGUUACUACCGCAAGGGAGGAAGAGCCAUGCUUCCUGUCAAGUGGAUGCCACCAGAAGCUUUUCUAGAGGGCAUUUUCACCUCCAAGACUGAUACCUGGUCCUUUGGUGUGCUUCUUUGGGAAAUUUUCUCUCUAGGCUACAUGCCCUACCCUUGCAAAACCAAUCAGGAAGUGCUGGAAUUUGUCACCAGUGGAGGAAGAAUGGACCCACCAAAAAACUGCCCGGGACCUGUGUACCGGAUCAUGACACAGUGCUGGCAGCACAGCCCAGAGUAUCGGCCAAACUUCUCCACCAUCCUGGAAAGAAUCAAGUAUUGCACACAGGACCCUGAUGUGAUAAACACUGAGCUGCCCAUGGAGUGUAGCCCAUCACCAGAGGAUGAAGGGAGCACAGUCAUGCGCCCAAACAUUUCCAGUGGGAUAGUGCCCCUGCUGGUGAGCCCCUCUCUCACACCCCAGACAACGCCGAGAACACUGGAGUCCCCCCAUGGUGGGCACAAAUUCGUACAGUGUCCACAAGAGCUACUGGUGGAGAACCUGAGCAACCGGACUGCUCGAGGGCCCAGCCUGCCAUGCCUCAGCGAUUUCAACAGUGGGUCCUGGUUCCAGCAGACCUCAAACCAGAAGCUAGAGCUCAGCAAUCCACCAACCCACAGACUUAAAAACAAAACAAAAAAUCUUUGGAACCCAACCUAUGGAUCAUGGGUGCUAGAGAACAUCUGUCACUUCAGCCCCAGCUGCAAGCUCAAAGCAGCUCCAGAGCGGGAAGAUUCAGGCUUUGAUGGGAAUUGCAGUUCUUCUCCCAGCUCUCGGGCAUCUCCAGCAUCUCCAAGUCGAAGCAACUGCCCUCACCUGGAUAUCGGUGGGAUUGAACUGGUGAAACUCCAGAAUUUCCCCUGCGGCAAUGUAAAUUAUGCUUACGAUGACCUGUGCUAUAGCGCUGACCAGCAGCCAUCAGCUUUGUCAGAGGUUAGAGCAGCUGUGCUAAGGAGCUCCAGUCUCCACAGAGAUGAAGAACCUUUUUAUAAAACAGAAAAAACAUCAAGAGAGAGGGACUCUGGUCUGUCUUUGUCAGAUGACCUGAGCGUUACUCCAGUGUAACAGAAAUGGUUCUUCCAAAGAUCAGGGAAUGUGUGUGUCUGGAAGGACUUCUUCCUACUUCACUCACUUCCUCCAUUUAGGUUCCUUCAGAUGGGUGAUGUUUCAACAUCAGCAAUGUUCUUCUUCCUCCUUCUACCUGCCAGAUCCCCAGGUCAUUAAAGACAGUUGCAUUUCUAUCUCUGUCUGUAAAAUGUGUUCCACUGAACCAGCUUAGAGGUGGAGAACAAUGGCAUUGCUGCUCUGAUCCAGAAUACUUCAUAAAAGGACUCCUCCUCAAUCUGCUCAGGUGAAAAGAAAUGGACCUGCCAUCCAACUGCAGCAUUUGGAUGGAAAUAAUGACCAACACAGGUUGUGCUUCUUUCUGACUGAAGAAACCAAAAAUACACACUGUGCCGGCAGCAACUGACUUGCAAAGGCUGCUGUGUUCCUGAGGGCUUUUUACAGUCCUGGUGACUUACUAGUGAUGUUCAUGCACUCUAAGGGAAGUAAGUAAAUAGCAGCUGCAUUUGCAUCUGUUUCAUUAACAGACCCUGUGGAAAAACAUGGAAAAGCAGCUACUGCUUAAAUUGCAAGCAGUAGGAAGGAUGAAAAAAAGAAA
Molecule: messenger RNA, 5089 nt
Organism: Columba livia (rock pigeon)
Lineage: Eukaryota; Metazoa; Chordata; Aves; Columbiformes; Columbidae
Gene: LTK
Product: leukocyte receptor tyrosine kinase
Exons: 29
Coding region: 127-4491 (1454 amino acids)
Biological process (GO): regulation of neuron differentiation; positive regulation of kinase activity; protein phosphorylation
Cellular component (GO): signaling receptor complex; plasma membrane
Molecular function (GO): ATP binding; transmembrane receptor protein tyrosine kinase activity
Source: RefSeq, a predicted model, not a curated record